Molecule: messenger RNA, 1563 nt
Organism: Hypoxylon fragiforme
Lineage: Eukaryota; Fungi; Ascomycota; Sordariomycetes; Xylariales; Hypoxylaceae
Product: NAD(P)-binding protein
Exons: 1
Coding region: 1-1563 (520 amino acids)
Molecular function (GO): nucleotide binding
Source: RefSeq, a predicted model, not a curated record
AUGUCCGCAAGACCACCUCGAGUUCUCAUCAUUGGCGCUGGAUCUCGCGGCCGUGUCUAUGGUCGUUGCACCAUCCAGUCCAGCAACGGUAUCGUCACCACUGUCUGCGAGCCUGACCCCUAUAAGCGUGACGAGUUCGUCCGCACCUUCAUCUGGCAUGACAAAGCACAGCAUGCGCCCGAGGGCUCUAGCUUUGCUGGCUGGCGUGACUUCGUUGAGUGGGAACUCCGACGCCGCGAGCGAGAAGCUGCUGGCGAAAAGGAUGUACCUGAGGGUGUCGAUGCUGCUUUCGUGUGCGUUCGCGAUGAGAUGCACCAUGGCGUUGUCAUGGCUCUCGCCCCGCUCAAUCUACAUAUUAUGUGCGAGAAGCCUCUCGCCACUACUCUCGACGACUGCGUCAGCAUGUAUCGAGCCAUGGCACCUUUGCAAAGCACCAAGGUCUUUUCUGUCGGCCAUGUCCUACGAUACUCUCCGCAUAACAUAAUGCUACGGAAGCUAUUGCUCGAGGACCAAGCCAUCGGCGAAAUUCUCAGUAUUGUACACACUGAGCCUGUUGGUUUUUGGCACUUCGCUCACUCCUACGUACGUGGAAACUGGCGCAAGGAGUCCAGCACCGCACCUUCCCUCCUGACUAAAAGCUGUCAUGACAUGGAUAUCAUCAUGUGGCUACUUUGCUCACCGGCCGACCCCGGAUCUGAUGAACCCCCGCAUAUCCCUUCUGAAAUCGCCUCUACGGGAUCAUUACAGUUUUUUCGACGGAGCCGGAAGCCUAAAGCUGCCGGUUCUGCUACCAAUUGUCUGAGUUGUCCUAUUGAGCCCGAGUGCAUGUACUCGAGCAAACGUGUGUAUGAGAGUGCACGGCACCAAGGCCUUGAAACGGGGAAUACGCGGUGGCCGAUGAGUGUCGUGUUACCGGACAUCGAAAGUUUCGGAGGUGACAUUGAGCAAGCGCGGCCGGAAUUACUACGACGCUUAGCCGAGGACUACAAUGAGUCGACAACACAAGAAGAAAUUGAUUCGCAAAAUUGGUUUGGGCGGUGCGUCUUCGAGUCCGACAACGAUGUGUGCGAUGAGCAAGUCGUCACGAUACGCUGGGACGAAGACCCGCUCCCACCCUCACAACGGCAAAGCGCAUAUAAAGACGAAGUAGGUAACCGCGGUGCCAAGCAAGCAACUUUCCACAUGAUUGCGCAGACAAAGCGGCAAUGCCAUCGCUUUACGUACGUGUACGGGACGUGGGGCGAGAUAUAUGCCGACUCACGGACGAUAACCAUAGAAGACUUCCGAGACGGCACGCAGCGGUCGUACCGCCCUAAGCUUGAGAGUCUAGGCCAUGGUGGCGGCGACCAUGGUAUUACCCAACAGUUUAUACUGGCGGUUGACCGCGUCAAGAACCAUGGGUGGCCUGCCCCGCGCGCCCAGCGUGAAUUCAUCGGAUGUAGCCUUGAGGAGAUUAUUCGAAGCCAUGCCAUGGUGUUCGCGGCCGAGGAGGCGCGCACGGGUCGGAAGAUCGUUGAUUGGAAGAGCUGGUGGGAGGAGAAAGUUGGUUCAAUAUCGAGCUAG